AACUUUUGCAAGCCGCAAACAGUCUUGACUCCUGAACCAACAACAACCCAGUUUUCAUCUUUCUUCACCAUCUCUCUUUACCUUCCCGCCGUCGUCGGAACGCUGCCGCCGUCACAAACAACCCCAACGUUGCCGCUAUUGUUGAUUUUCAAUCCUAUUGUUCCAUUAUCUUCCAAGUUUUUACAUUUUUAAUCUAUAACAAAUUUUGGGGAGUUUUCAUUUCCAUUUUAUUUUCAUCAUCCAUAACCCAACCUUUAAUUUUCUUUUCUGUGAAAGAUCACCCUUUGUUCCACCAUUUUCACUCUCAACCUCAUUAUUUACUUAAAUCUAAUCUAUUUAAAAGGUUUCCAGCCAAAAUAAAAAUAGAGAAGAUAGAAGAAUCACCACCGCUGCUGGCGGCACACAGCUUCACCAUAGAUGAAAGUGAGACGAUGAAGAGAAAACAUGACUAACGGGUCUGUAAGUGAGAUGAUGAAGAGAAAUAGAGAAACACAAAGGGAGAAGAUGAAACAGAGAGACAUUAUAAAACAAUCUUCAAUUUCUAUCAAACAAUCUUCCAUCUUCAAUGACAAUCUUCAAUUCAAUCAACCCAUAUUCCAUGUUUGAAACCUAAAAUUGGAAUCAAUAAUAGCAUAACCAAGAACAAUAGCGGUGGACUUGGGGUGGUUCGUGACAGUAGAAUAGGGAUUGACGGCGGGAGAUGAACGACGGCGGCGAGAAGUCAAAGAGAUCGAUGGUGAAGAAACAAAAACGGGUGGUUUGUUAGUUCACAUUGUUGUUGUUGUCUCUGUAACUUUGAGCUUUUAAUCUCAUCCAUUAAAAUAUUUAUUUGCCACGUGUCACUCAUCCAAAUGAAAACUGGAGGGAAAUGGAGGAUAAAACAAUGGAGUGGAUCUGGACUCCUCCGAAAGACUAUCUAUUAAAUCUAUUAAAUAAAAAUAAAUCCAACUUUUUUGGUUGAAAAUGGAUUUUAUUUCCAGAAAUAAAUAAAUACGAUGGUGGUAGUAAUUAUUAAUUUUCUAAAUAAGCUUAUUGGUCUUUAAUUGGGUUGAUUCAUCCAUCUACAUUUAACAACAGUAAAACCAACCAACAUUGAAGUUGAUGAGAGAAAGAAGAGUGUAGUUGAAUAAAGAUCCAUGCGACUGUGAUUUGCAGCGGAAAAGCAACCGUGAAACGUGAUAUCGAAAUUUAGAUCCAUCCAUCCAAAGAAAAAGCCAGAAUCCGCAUUCACACAAAAAUCCAUCAUAAUCAUAAUCACAUUCAUUAUUAUUAUUUUCCACAAUCCAAACACUCCUUUGCCCCAUUCCUGGGACUAGGAGAACCAACACUGAAGAAUCGAAUCGAAUCUCUUCAUCGAUCCAAUCUGAAAUCGCUUAAUUCAUUGACAAUUCAGCUGAGACGCUUAACGCUACUCGCUGGCUGGGUGCUUUACCCUUCAAACUGCACCCUUCCAGAGGAACCCUAGAUGUUGCAGCUAAGUUCAAAAUUGGCCGUUCGGCAUUGGUGAUGUAGAGUCACGCGGCCAAUAUGGCAUUUGUAACUAAGAUCAAAUGGGUUGUUCUUUCUGUAAUCUCUUUAUCUGUGGCGUCUAUCAUCAUUCACUUGUCUUUGGCAAAGUUGUGGACUGUUAAUAUAGUGCCGUAUAAUGCAAUUGUAGCUUUUCCUGAUGAUUUUUCUUCUGUGGUAGGAAGGCAGGUUAUAAAGAAUAAGAAGCUAUGGGGUUCCAUAAAGUCUUUGGAAGCACUACAGCCUAGUUCCAAUGCCAGAAACAAUUAUACUGUUCCAAAGGAGCAUAGCAAUGGUUUCAUCUAUGCAAAAGUUUUCGGUGGAUUUGAAAUGAUAAGAUCAUCGAUAUGUGAUCUGGUUGCCAUAUCUAGGCUUUUAAAUGCUACUCUUGUCAUUCCAGAAUUUCAAGAGAGUCUUCGCUCAAAAGGAGUAAGCUCAAAGUUCAAGAGUUUUUCCUAUCUUUAUGAUGAGGAGCAGUUCAUAGCAUAUCUAAAAAAUGAUGUAAUUAUUGCCAAGACCCUGCCUGGAAGUUUGAUGGAAAGGAGAAAAAGAAAUGAGUUUCCUACAUUUAGGCCCUCAAGUUCAGCUUCUCCAAACUUUUACGUCCAAGAAAUUUUACCGAAGCUAAAGAAAUCUAAGGUUAUUGGAUUAGUUAUUGCCAAUGGUGGCGCAUUGCAGUCGGUACUCCCACCUACCAUGGCAGAGAUUCAAAGGCUAAGAUGCAGGGUUUCAUUCCAGGCCCUUCAAUUUCGUCCAGAAAUUCAAAUGCUUGGUCGUCGUAUGGUUAACAAGUUGAGAUCAUUAGGGCAACCCUUCUUAGCAUACCAUCCCGGCCUACUAAGAGAAACCUUGGCAUACAAUGGUUGCGCCGAACUUUUUCAGGAUGUACACACUGAACUCAUACAACAUCGAAGGGCUCAAAUGAUAAAGGAUAAAAUUCUUAAUGAGGAUUUGAAUGUGGAUUCACACUUGCGAAGAGAUAAAGGUCUAUGUCCCCUCAUGCCUGAAGAGGUUGGCAUUCUCCUUCGAGUAAUGGGUUAUCCUUCCAAAACAAUAAUUUACCUAGCUGGUUCUGAAACAUUUGGAGGUCAACGUGUUUUGAUUCCUUUGCGGUCCAUGUUUAUCAAUACACUGGAUCGCACUUCCUUGUGCAGUGAGAAAGAAUUGUCUGACUUGGUUGGACCUGAAACACCUCUUCCUCAAAAGAUUUUUCGACCACCUCCUACAAAAAGCGAGGAAGAACUUAAAGAAGAAUGGAAGAGGGCUGGUCCUCGGCCUCGACCUCUUCCUCCACCUCCAGAUAGACCAAUUUACCAGCAUGAAAAAGAAGGCUGGUAUGGUUGGAUCACAGAGACCCCUACAGAACCUGAUCCUUCACCUAUGGAUCUAAGGAUGAAAGCACACAGAUUACUUUGGGACGCUCUAGAUUACAUUGUUUCUUUGGAAGCAGAUGCCUUCUUUCCUGGAUAUAACAAUGAUGGAAGUGGACGGCCAGAUUUUUCAAGCCUUGUCAUGGGACAUCGGCUGUACGAGACUGCUUCUUCUAGGACAUACCGUCCUGACAGGAAAGUCGUUGCGGAAUUUUUCAACAUGACACGUGAGAAUUUGUACCAUCCAAAACAUAAUUGGGCAAUUUUAGUGCAAGAACACCUUAACAAAAGUAUGACUGAAGAAGGCCUCAUAAGGCAAGCUCUCUUGUCAAAACCAGCAAUGUUCCUUUCACAUCCACUUCCAGAAUGCUCUUGUAGAGUAGCUUCUGUCAACGUUGCUAAUCGUGUCAGAGGCGAGGAUGGCCAAAUUAUAUAUGGAGGCGAAGACAUUUGCCCCAAAUGGAUGCAGCAUGCUAGUAUGCCAGGUUCGUCAGGGAAAGAAGGUGUCAAAUCUGAAGAUGAUGGGCUGCCAGAUUAUGAAAGUAAUGAUUUUGUUGAUGAAUCUCAGUCUGAUAAAAAUGGUGGCAAAACUAAUCAGACUCAAGUCUGGGAUCAAGAUGAGGAAAUGGAUCCAAAUGACUAAAAGUGUGCGUGCAUAUCAUUCAUAACUACAGUCUAUAGUUAUACAGCAUCGAAUUUUUCCAAAAUUUGAGAGGUAUAGGUUAUAAAGUGAUCCGGCUAUGUACACAACUCAAUGCUAUCCUUGUUGAGCAUACGGGCAUUCAAAUAUAUUCUUUCAUUGGUUUUUGGGUUAUUUUUCAUAGACAAAGAUAACAUUUUUUUUCUUUUAUUUUUCACGUUCCACUUGCAAUUGAAUUUUUGUUGUAACAUAACAUACACAUUACAAAAAGAAGGAAAAAGAAAGAAAGAAAUGUCAGCUGUCUGCAUAACAGAAGAGCAAUAGAUAUGAAGUUAGAAACAAAUUUGUUUAGUUUAUUCUAUA
Trifolium pratense (red clover) is the source of this 3879-nucleotide messenger RNA. RefSeq names its product protein EMBRYO SAC DEVELOPMENT ARREST 30. The record is from RefSeq and is a predicted model, not a curated record. Gene Ontology annotation, cellular component: chloroplast; cytoplasm; Golgi apparatus. Bases 1528 to 3519 code for a protein of 663 amino acids. Lineage: Eukaryota; Viridiplantae; Streptophyta; Magnoliopsida; Fabales; Fabaceae. The transcript has 11 exons.